AUGGAACUCAAGGAGAGCGAUGAGCAUCGUCAGAUGAGGCGAGUAGCCUUCGUUGCAGUUGUGGUAUCAACUGCUGCUGUUAUUGCAUCCAUUGUGACUUUGCCGAUGCUAUACAACUACGUACAGUCGUUUCAGAGCCAUUUGAUCAUUGAAACCGAUUACUGCAAGUCACGAGCUCGUGAUAUGUGGCUUGAGAUGACAGCUUUACAAGCCGGCAAGAGAGCUGCCGCUUCAAGAAUGAAAAGAGGAUGGCUUUUUGGUCAGUGGGUACCUGAAAAAGCAAGUAGUGGUGGGUACGGUGGAGACGGAAACACAUAUGUUCCUGCGUCUAGUUAUGCUCCGGCGGUCGUUGCAGAUGUCGAACAAUCUUGUUGUACAUGCAACCAAGUAAGUUGUUUUAAGAAACUCAUUAGAAAUCUAAGGUUAACGUUUGCUUUUAUAGAAAUUUUAUUCUGUUUCAAAUAUUUAACGUUUCAGGGGCCCGCUGGCCCUCCGGGACCAGAUGGUGAGCCUGGAGAAGAUGGUAAAGACGGUGAAGACGGAAGCGAUGGCAGGGAUGGAAAAGAUGCACAA
This is a messenger RNA of Enterobius vermicularis (human pinworm), 573 nucleotides long. The record is from the annotation of a GenBank genome assembly. Lineage: Eukaryota; Metazoa; Nematoda; Chromadorea; Rhabditida; Oxyuridae.